This is a messenger RNA of Copidosoma floridanum, 1558 nucleotides long. RefSeq lists its product as uncharacterized. The record is from RefSeq and is a predicted model, not a curated record. NCBI's taxonomy places the organism in Eukaryota, Metazoa, Arthropoda, Insecta, Hymenoptera, Encyrtidae.
UCGAACGCGGUGCAAGCUCUUUGCGUGAUCGGCUCCUUGUUUGUCAUCAAAUUUUUUUUGUCAAUAUCAGCAACUACAAGAUGCUGUCCAUCCUUUUGGUAUCCAGACCAAUGCCCACGUUGAUUUCAAUUUACAAUUUGGGACCGGUAAAAAUCCACGGUACAGCUUGCGCAGCGAUGCGAAAGAACGUUUUCCGAGGUGUAAGCUUCCGCUCGACCGCACUAGCGGUCCGCAGCCACGAGUCGGCCCGUUAUCAGUGAGCGGCGAUCUCGAGCGCACAAUAGAUAUUUAUAUAGCCGGUCGAGAGGAAGCCGUCAUCUCCACGGGUCUCUGGUGAUGCAGAGGAAGUGCUGCGCGCACUGCCCGGGGGACGUGACCCGCACAGGUGAGCCAGCGAGGGAGCACGCCUGCGACGUGCCUGGUUACGUCGCGGGCAGUCUCACCACCCAGCAGGAGGGCUCGUGCUUCGAGAGAUUCGCCACGGCCAGGAAGUGCCACUCGGACAACCUGCAGCACCAGCCGAUAUUCACCGAGGGUCUGGAACAGAUGCAGAACGACGCCUGCCGGUGCGAGGAGGAUGUCAAGAGGUUGAUUGACGUGGAAUGCCGUUCGAGGGAGCUGAGUCGCGUGCACCGGUACGCGCCGGCUCUGGGCUGCAAGGAGCCCACGACUUACAUGGACCUGGCGAUCUGCUGGGAGACGCCGACCGAUCCGUUGUACGAGCCCCGCAAAGCUGUCCACGUGGAUGGUUCGGACGGCGGACCCGCGCCCGCUGUGUUCACCCUCGUGCAGCACGAGCCCUCCCAGGUGGAUCUCAGGGACGGCUGUAUACCCGGCCGGAGCGGCAGGGACCGGCAACGAUGCGGUGACGAGUGCGCCCACGUCCGGAAGGCGGACGCGGAGAUGGAGGGUGACGAGCUGUGCCGGCACUUGGAUUCCGUGAGUCUGUCGCCGGCCGGUGGGAAGAAGGUCGUGGCCCGGCCGCCUGUGGGCGCUGCGGCGCGCAAGAAGCGGGCCGAGUUUCUGCGUCACUGCGCGACGAACGUCGGCCACGAGCUGCCCAAAAAGACGUGCAAGGUGCGCUCGGCCUCCUGUCUGCAGAAGCGAGGCUGCACCGUCGUACGGGCGAAGAACAACGGCUUGGUGCCGACUCUCGACGCCGGUGGGAGGGCGCUGCAGGUACCCAGGCCCCGGACGCCGUACGCUAGGCGGGCCUUUUGCAUCGAUACGCUGGCACCGCCCUUCAGUGUGGUCAACGGCUGCAGGGAUGCUGACUUUCCGGAGCACUGGAGGCUCACGUCCGUCUACCAGCAGUCGUACAGGAACCCGAGGAAGAUGCGCGAGGGACGCACCUUGAUCCAUUACGAUAGGUCCUUCGUUUGACUCUCUUUUCGACCCUUUCGUUUUUUUUUUUUUUUUUCAUCUUCGUUACCCGUCAAAGAGCUUAUAAGUAUAUAUACGUAUAUGUUGUAUGACGCAGGUGACGGUGCUGAGCAUCGUUGGCGAUUUUUAAAUUUUAAUUCAUUUGUUGUACUUUGUGCAACACUAGACACACUAC